Messenger RNA from Dreissena polymorpha, 1219 nucleotides. RefSeq lists its product as uncharacterized. Gene Ontology annotation, biological process: signal transduction. The transcript is spliced from 8 exons. The coding region runs from base 38 to 1219 and encodes 393 amino acids. NCBI's taxonomy places the organism in Eukaryota, Metazoa, Mollusca, Bivalvia, Myida, Dreissenidae. The record is from RefSeq and is a predicted model, not a curated record.
CUUGUAGGUGAUUCAUUUGCAGAAGGAGGUUGUUCUCAUGGGAGAGCUGCAACACAAGAGCAGUGAGAAACUCCUGGCAGCCAAGGCAUCCAAGGCUUCCCGACUGGAACAUCAAUAUGCCCAGAAAACACUCGUCAAUGAAAUCAAUGGUCUAAACUAUGAGCUCAAGAGGGCGGUGACAGAGCAGGAAAGCUGCAGGGCUCAGCUGCGUGAGCAAGCAGAGACCCUAGCAAUCAAGGAGCGUGCAUUGGCUGAGGUGAAGAUGAUUUUGGAGAAGAUGAAGACGAGCCACAAAGAAGAAAUGAAGAGCAUGGAGGAAAAGCAUAGAGCUGCCCUGCGUGUGAACCAGGCCCUGGAGGCACACAGCCUACAGCUGUAUGCAGAGAUAGAAAGGGUCAAAGUCAAACUGAACUCUGGUAAGGGAGGUCAAGCGGGAAGUGAUCUUAGUCAAGGGAGGGUCAAGACCAAACUGAACUCUGAUGGUUCAAAGCCGCAGACGCCCACCUGUCUGAGUGAACCAUUCAGAGAGCGUAAAGGCUCUUACCCGUCCUCCAAAUCAGCCUCCUCACAUAGGAACAUACUGACGCGGAUGACGAGCGUUCCUGCAGUUAGCAACGUCAUAGGAGAGGACUUGGAAGGUCAAAGGUCUAAUUCCGUUCCUAAGGGAAACGAAGCAAAACAUUCUGCAGUUGACGAAGAUUAUCACAUUGUUGGAGAAUUCGAGCAUAGUGCAGAUAUGGGUGCAGUUCAGCAGUCAAGGCAUGAUGAGAUAGAAGGAGCUUCCGUGACAUCGAGAGUUUCCAAUAGAGGACAGCAGUAUCAGUUCAAGAUAGUCAUACUACCUUUUACCCUGGGCUUUGAAAGUGAGCGGGAGUUGGAUGAAAGCAAACCCAUACGUGCCCAGUUGAAAACCCCUGACGCGAAGCAGCCAUCAAUAUUCCUCAGAUACAAGGAGAGUGAUCCGGACAAAGGGCAUAUAAAAGUUUAUCCGGGUUGCUUAAAAGUUUCCUCUGGUCACAAGAACAUCACGGUGACCAGUAAAUCCACAACAGAGGACAUUAUACGAACAGCCUUGAAGAAGUUUGGAAUUGAUGUUCAUGAGUCGUUACGUCAGAACCAGAUGACGCGCUACUACCUGCAGCAGAGGGCGGACCCACAUGGCCCCAGUAUAUCCCUGUUUGUGGGAAACUUUCCCACGGGCCUGUCACAACGACAAUAA